AUGGCAAACCCAUACCCUUUCCAAGACAAGGUCAUUGUCGUCUCUGGUGCCAGCCGGGGAACUGGCUUGUCCCUCUCCCGAUACCUUCUCACCCGUGGUGCCAAAGUCUCCAUGGCAGCGACUUCCAAGGAGAACCUGGAGAAGGCUAUUGCUGGUAUUGAGCAGGACAUUCCCGACGUCAAGGACCGUGUUAUCUAUUUCCCUACGGAUGUUACCAAGCCUGAGGAUGUCAAGUUUUGGAUCGAGGGCACGGUUGCCAAAUGGGGAGAAUUGGAUGGAGCUGCUAAUGUGGCAGCCAAAAUGAACAAGAGUAUCCAUCCCAUCGAGGACCUCGACCUGGAAGAGUUGAAAGAGAUGCUUGAUGUUAAUGUUAUCGGCACCUUUAACUGCAUCAAGUACGAGAUGAAGAAUAUGAAGCCUGGUGGCAGUAUUGUCAACUGCGGUAGCCAACAGGUCAAGUACGCCUCAGGUAAUAUGGGAGCAUACGCUGCCUCGAAGAAUGCUAUCCGAGGCUUGAGUCAAAGUGCUGCGUAUGAAGGUGGAGCCAAGUACCCCAAGAAUCCCAUCAGAGUCAAUCUUCUUUGCCCUGGAUGCAUCGAUACAGACAUGAUCAAGCAGCCUCUGCACUUGCCUAACGGUACGACAUGGACCAUGACGGAGGACGACAACCUGACAUCAAUCAUCAAGCGUUACUCUAAGCCCGAAGAAGUGGCAGCUUCUAUCGCCUUUUUGUUGGGAGACGAGAGCAAGUUCAUGACCAAGCAGGAGAUUUAUGUAGAUGGUGGCUGGAUGGAAGCUAAUUAUGUUGCAUAA
Fusarium pseudograminearum CS3096 is the source of this 813-nucleotide messenger RNA. RefSeq lists its product as uncharacterized. Bases 1 to 813 code for a protein of 270 amino acids. NCBI's taxonomy places the organism in Eukaryota, Fungi, Ascomycota, Sordariomycetes, Hypocreales, Nectriaceae. The transcript has 3 exons. Gene Ontology annotation, molecular function: oxidoreductase activity. The record is from RefSeq and is a predicted model, not a curated record.